AUGCUCCUCGCCGCAAUCCUCAUUCUGGCCAUUAUGGCCGGCGCGGUUCCCGACCCCGCACUGAAGCAAGCGGCUAGCCCAGUCCCGAGAGCCGAAGCCUUUGGCCCUCCGCUCUGGAAGCGCACUGCCCGCCCGCCGACAUGGAAGCGCAAGCACCGCCGCCAGGUCGAGGCGAUGGGCGACAACAAUCCCUCCAGCAUGGGUGGUAACAACAACGUUCCCGGCACCCUCGACGACAUCCAGCCCGCCCAGGGCCAGCCUCUCGACAACCCCGCACAGCCCGCCGACCAGGCGCCUGAGAACCCCAUGCAGCCCGCCGACCAGGCGCCUAAGAACCCCAUGCAGCCGGCCCAGGGCGAGCCUCCCGAGGUCCCCGAGAACCCUCUUCCCAUGGACCCCGUGAGAGACGGCACGGUCGCCGAAGAGCCUCAGGAGGCUCAGGAGCCCGACGUCCACGACUCCCAGCCCUUCGGCCUCGGGCCCAUCGCCCCGCUCUUCGGCUGGUGA
Molecule: messenger RNA, 507 nt
Organism: Cutaneotrichosporon cavernicola
Lineage: Eukaryota; Fungi; Basidiomycota; Tremellomycetes; Trichosporonales; Trichosporonaceae
Exons: 2
Coding region: 1-507 (168 amino acids)
Source: RefSeq, a predicted model, not a curated record